This is a messenger RNA of Didymodactylos carnosus, 2019 nucleotides long. The record is from the annotation of a GenBank genome assembly. Lineage: Eukaryota; Metazoa; Rotifera; Eurotatoria; Philodinida; Philodinidae.
AUGAGUGGUCAAAUACCGACUUCGGAUGUAUGUUCGAUCUGCUUAAGCCCUAUGGUACAAGGUGAACCGUUAUACACAACAUCAUGUUCCCAUACGUUUCAUUUUUCAUGUAUAACAAAUACGAUUAAGUCAAAGAUUGAUGAAUGUCCGUUAUGCAGAACAGCAAUUGAUCAGUCACUUAUUCAAGUUCUUCAGCCUGUAUCUUCUACAAUUCUAUCAACUACAGCUCCUCCUUCAACGCCCGUGCAACAAACAACGUCAAGAUUUUCAUUUCUAAAUGUUAUUGAUAACGCAGUUAAAUCAGUUGUCAGUGUGGUGGGAAAUACAUUUCAACGAUCGUCCAUAUCUACACCAAAGAAGCUCGACACAAACGACAGUUUGUACACAAUAGGUGAAGAUUUGGUUGACGAAAAGGCUCUCAACGAAUUAGCAGCCGAACGAGCUCGUCGUCAAGCCACACGACAGAAUAAAAGUAUGACUGAACUGAUUAAAGUAUCUACAAUAUUAGAGUUUGUAAAUGUACAUUGCGACGAUGAACGAGAUACAUUUGCAAUGUUAACAUUAAAGGCACCCACUGAUAGUGGCGAAAGUGAAGAUGAUGUUCGUACGUCACUAGAUUUAGUUUGUGUUGUGGAUAAAAGUGGUUCCAUGCAAGGAGAAAAAAUAGCUCUUUUGAAAAAAACAUUGAGUUAUAUCGUUGAACAAUUAAAAUCAACUGAUCGUCUAUCCAUUAUAUCGUUUGAUACGGUGGCGAAUGAUGUACUAGGUGGAUUAAAAAUGAUGACAACUGAUAAGAAAGUGGUUGUUGAGAAUAAAAUUCAAACACAUGCGUGUCUAAAUGCUGGCGGUGGCACACAUAUUGGGAGUGGAUUGCAAAUGGGUAUUAACUUGUUGAAUCAAAGAAAAACAAAAAAUCCUCUAACAAGUUUACUUUUACUUACGGAUGGUCAAGACAAUCAGUUAUGUGAUUAUUCAGAUCUUAUUCAACGAAUACCACAAGGUUGUACAAUUCACACAUUUGGUUAUGGUCAAGAUCAUUGGGCUCAUGUAUUGUCUCAAAUCGCAGAACAAGGUCAUGGAACAUUUACAUUUAUUGAGAAAUUGGAUAAAAUCCCUGAUGCUUUUGCUGCUGCACUUGGUGGACUCUUCACCUGCAUCGGUCAACAAUUGGAAGUAAAAAUUGAAUUCGAUGAAAACUACAAAAUAACAGAAGUCCUUUCCACUUAUCCACACACAAAUCAACUACCAAAUCAAACUACAACUGUUACGUUAAAUGAUUUAAACGCUGAUGAAACGAGAGAUUUAGUCUUUCGAAUACAUGUCCCCAAAGUAGAUCAAGAACAAGAACAACAAGCUAUAGGUAGAGUGUCACUUCGUUAUUUGGAUCCCGGUAGUGGUCAACAGUUGAAUACCGAAUCUGAGUCAUUCAGUUUGAAUCGAUCACGUUUACCCACCGAUAUAGCGUCUAACUAUGCUUUGGAUGUGCAAAGAAAUCGCUGCUAUGCUGCUCGUGCCCUAAAAGAAGCCGUAAAAUAUGCAAACGCUAAUGAAAUGGAAAAGGCUGAAAAAGUGCUCAAAGAUGUAAUUGACAAAAUUAAAUCGUCGAUAUCGGUUAAUGAUCAAUUAUGUCAACAACUCAUUCAAGAUCUUGAACGCAAAUAUAAUGAUCGUGUUCAGUUUGCCUCCACAAUGACCAAUAUGCACAUGCAACAUGGUCAACAACGAGCAACCUACAGUUGUGAAGCAACAAUCAGUGCGCAAAAUUAUAUGACCCGUGGAAAUUUAGACCAAGAUCAGCAACAAGAAGAAAGUGAAUCACCGAGUGAUGAAGCAUCGGAAGUUGGAGAUAUAGUUGACAAUGAUGUUAUAACUGAUAAUUGGGCUCAAAAUUUAAAUGAAUACUAUUCUCAUGAUGAAGAUUCCAUAUUAAUUCCAUUGAACCAAUGUCGAACACUGAUCAAAAUGCUUAAAAAUUCAAGCAUUCUAUCACUCUAUUUGUUGUUAAACUUACAAAAUUGA